Messenger RNA from Anopheles marshallii, 945 nucleotides. Its product is annotated as zwei Ig domain protein zig-8-like. Gene Ontology annotation, cellular component: neuron projection membrane. The record is from RefSeq and is a predicted model, not a curated record. The coding region runs from base 1 to 945 and encodes 314 amino acids. Lineage: Eukaryota; Metazoa; Arthropoda; Insecta; Diptera; Culicidae. The transcript has 7 exons. Gene Ontology annotation, biological process: synapse organization.
AUGGCGUCUCUGGGUGGUGGGAAAAUAAUGGGGAAAAACAUGGCAUCAAUUUCCACGACGAUUUUACUGCUAAUAUGGAGUACAGAAUUUACCAUUGGCAGCAUAAGAGUCGACGAAAACCGGGAUAACAGUGAAGCUGAACUCGCCGGUGGAUCGAGAAAAUUUCGCACAGAAUUCCUCCAGGAGUGGCCAACGCCAGGAACUGGGCCUUAUUUUGAUACCUCCGUUCCAACCAACAUCACCGGAUUGGUCGGCAAGACGGUGCUGCUAAACUGCAAGGUGAAAAACCUCGGCAAUCGAACGGUUUCCUGGGUCCGGCAUCGAGACAUUCACCUGCUCACAGUCGGCCGCUAUACCUACACCUCCGAUCAACGGUUCGAGGCCAUGCAUUCGCCACACACGGAAGAGUGGACCCUCAGGAUUCGGUACGCCCAGCGCAAGGAUUCUGGCAUUUACGAGUGUCAAAUAUCGACCACGCCACCCAUAGGACACUUCGUGUAUCUCACGAUAGUGGAACCAGUGACAGAGAUUAACGGAGGACCUGAUUUAUUUAUCAAUAAAGGCUCGACUAUAAAUCUCACCUGCAUCGUGAAGUACGCGCCCGAGCCGCCGCCGGCCGUCGUUUGGAAACACAAUCGCGAUGACAUUAAUUUCGACUCGCCCAGGGGAGGCAUUUCGCUCGUCACUGAGAAGGGCAUCCUGACAACGAGCCGGCUGCUGGUGCAGAAGGCCAUCGCGAGCGACUCCGGCCUGUACACCUGCGAGCCCUCGAACGCUAAUCCGGCCUCCGUGCGGGUGCACAUACUGAACGGAGAACACCCCGCGGCUAUGCAUCACGGCAUCUCCACCAUCCUGUCCGGCCCGAGCUUGGUCGCGUUCGUACUGUCGACCAUUUUGCUCUUCUAUCAUCACAGUAUUCGGUGGAAGGAAUUUCGGCUAACGUAG